GGUCUUCCGCUCUGAGAGGGCUACUUCCGGAUUCGUUGGCGAUCGCUGUGGAAGAGGAUUCCGGAGCCGCUGGGCUGGUGGGCGUCCCGGGCUGCGGCCCGCGCUGGGCCCGCGAUGCUCGGGGGCCGCUCGGAAGAACGGGAUCGCGAGGCUGAGGACGACGGAGCGGGGGCUUUGCCGGCGCCGCCUGCAAUCGACUUCCCGACGGAGGGCUCGGAGCCCAAGUAUGAUGAAUCUGAUGUUCCAGCAGAGCUCCAGGUGUUGAAAGGACCCCAGCAGCAGCAGCCGACCUUCCCUUUUGCAGUUGCCAACCAGCUCCUGCUCGUUUCUCUGCUGGAGCACCUGAGCCACGUGCAUGAGCCAAACCCGCAUCGUUCAAGACAGGUGUUUCAAUUGCUUUGUCAGACCUUCAUCAAAAUGGGGCUGCUGUCUUCUUUCACCUGCAGCGACGAGUUCAGCUCGCUGAGACUCCAUCACAACAGGGCCAUCACUCAUCUGAUGAGGUCCGCUAGAGAGAGGGUGCGGCAGGAUCCCUGUGAUGAUAAUUCUCAUAUCCACAAGAUCAGGUCCAGGGAAGUGGCCUUCGAAGCACAGACUUCACGGUACUUGAAUGAGUUUGAAGAGCUCGCCAUCUUGGGAAAAGGCGGAUAUGGAAGAGUGUACAAGGUCAGGAAUAAAUUAGAUGGACAGUACUAUGCAAUUAAAAAAAUCCUGAUUAAGAGUGCAACUAAGACAGAUUGCAUGAAGGGCUUCCGCUGCCUGCUCCGGAACAAGUGGCGUUUGAUGCCACGAGCAUUUACAGACGGCCAGCGCACGUCCCAUCUGAGUGUGAUCCUCCCCCAGGUGCUGCGGGAAGUGAAGGUGCUGGCGGGCCUGCAGCACCCGAACAUUGUGGGCUACCACACUGCUUGGAUAGAACAUGUUCACGUGGCCCAGAAGCAAGCAGAUAGAAUUUCUAUCCAGUUGCCAUCUCUGAAGGUGAUCUCUGCGCAGGAGGAUGACAGAGAUCAAUACGAUGUUACAAAUGAUGAAAGUAACAGCUCAUCCAUCAUCUUCACCGAAGGCGACUCAGGAAAAGAAAAAUCCUUAGGAGAAUGUGGCUCUGAAAAUCAGAAUAACAAACUGGUGAACUACACCACCAAUGUGGUCACAAGGGACCCCAGUGAGUUCGACUCGUCCAUUGAGUUCCGAGAAAAUGGCUUGGCUCAGCUGUCUUCUGGAUCCAUUGCUGAGAACCAGCUGCCACUUAUGCUUAGCUCAAACGUAGGAGGGAACUUCACCUCCACUGAGGAGUCUUCCGAAGAAAACCUGAACUUGGUGGAACAGGCAGAGGUGCAGUACCACCUGAUGCUGCACAUCCAGAUGCAGCUGUGCGAGCUCUCGCUGUGGGACUGGAUAGUGCAGAGGAACACGCGGGCCCGGGAGUGUGUGGACGAGGCUGCGUGUCCUUAUGUUAUGGCCAGUGUCGCAACCAAGAUUUUCCAAGAGCUGGUGGAAGGCGUGUUUUACAUACACAACAUGGGGAUUGUGCACAGAGACCUGAAGCCCAGGAACAUCUUUCUGCACGGCCCCCAUCAGCAGGUGAAAAUAGGGGACUUCGGCCUGGCCUGCGCAGACAUCAUACGGAACACGGACUGGGCCGCCGGGAGUGGGGAGAGGGCGCCGGCACACACUUCCAGAGUGGGGACCUGCCUGUACGCGUCCCCCGAGCAGUUGGAAGGGUCCGAGUACGAUGCCCAGUCCGACAUGUACAGCCUGGGCGUGAUCCUCCUGGAGCUCUUCCAGCCGUUCGGGACGGAGAUGGAGCGGGCGCGGGUCCUGACCGGUGUGAGGGCUGGGCAGCUACCUGAGUCCCUCAGCAAGAGGUGUCCCGUGCAGGCCAAGUACAUCCGGCAGCUGACCAGGAGGAACGCGCCCCAGAGGCCGUCGGCGCUGCAGCUGCUGCAGAGCGAACUUUUCCAGGAUUCUGGAAGUGUUAACCUCACCCUGCAGAUGAAGAUACUAGAGCAAGAAAAAGAAAUUGAAGAACUGAAGAAGCAGCUCAGCCUCCUUUCUCAGGACAGAGGGGUUAAGGACGACACGAAAGAGGGUGACGUUCCCGUCUAGCUCAGUCAGGCUCUAGAGAUACGCAGGUGGGCUGCCGCUGGAUAAGCUCAAGUCAACUGGAAUGUACAGCUGUAGUCUUUGUUAGGGCACACAUAGACGGUGUACUACCGUACUUAGUUGCAGUCAGUAAGCUGGUCCUUGACUUUCUAAAGUGAGGUUGCUUCUCCCUGACGUAGCUCUUUCCUGAUCUAGCUUUUUGAACUUGACUGCCCCAAACUAACCCUAUUGUGCUCUUUCCCCUCUUGUCCCACAACCUCCUGUUCCUGGAUCGCCUAGAUUGCCCAGUCCCGCAGACUAGAUGUUUAGACAUCCUCCAUCCUUUUGAACUCUACUGACCACCAAACCCUCCUCUAGAAGCUGCUACUGCAGAAACUGGUGUUCUGUGUCCACCCCUCACUGCCCAGGUCCAGCCAGCGCUCGAGAGGGACUGGUGGUUCCGACAGGUGACGUCUGUCCUGACCCUGUCUCACAGGGCCAGUUAACUACCAGAGGGCAGCUCUGCUCAUGCCCUGGCGCAAAGGCCUCUGCUGCCUCCAAAACAGAACUUCACCUUCCUAGCCAUGUAUGUUGUCCAGCCUGUUUCUGUUAUCACCUCCCCCUUGGCAUCACUGCGCCCUUCCCAAGCUCUGUGCUGCCUGCCCCCGAGUGAUCUCAGAGCCGCCCCGGUGCCAGGGUUGCUGCCUCCGUCACCCGUCCUGUCCCCACGGCAUUUUCUCAGCAGCGACUCCUGCAUUCCUCAGAGGUGAUAUGUGUUGGUUUUAUACCCAAAGGGUGCCUGCCAUGUCGCUGGCAUGGUGUACUACACACAAUAUCACUCAAUUUUAAAAUAAAACGAAAACCACAAAUUACGUGGUGGUUUUAUUGGUACUUGA
Molecule: messenger RNA, 2978 nt
Organism: Phyllostomus hastatus (greater spear-nosed bat)
Lineage: Eukaryota; Metazoa; Chordata; Mammalia; Chiroptera; Phyllostomidae
Gene: EIF2AK1
Product: eukaryotic translation initiation factor 2 alpha kinase 1
Exons: 15
Coding region: 115-2106 (663 amino acids)
Biological process (GO): protein phosphorylation
Molecular function (GO): protein kinase activity; ATP binding
Source: RefSeq, a predicted model, not a curated record